Elephantulus edwardii (Cape elephant shrew) is the source of this 1206-nucleotide messenger RNA. RefSeq names its product bombesin-like receptor 3 (gene BRS3). The record is from RefSeq and is a predicted model, not a curated record. Gene Ontology annotation, cellular component: membrane. The transcript has 3 exons. NCBI's taxonomy places the organism in Eukaryota, Metazoa, Chordata, Mammalia, Macroscelidea, Macroscelididae. The coding region runs from base 1 to 1206 and encodes 401 amino acids. Gene Ontology annotation, biological process: bombesin receptor signaling pathway. Gene Ontology annotation, molecular function: bombesin receptor activity.
AUGUCUCAUGAAAAGCCUCAGCUACCUAAUCAGACUUUUAUAUCUGUCACAAAUGAUACAGAAUCCUCAAGCUCUGUCAUUUCUAAUGACACUGUUAGAAAGAAAGGCUGGGCUGAAGACAAUUCUCCAGGAAUAGAAGUAUUAUGUGCCAUCUAUAUCACAUAUGCUGUGAUAAUUUCUGUAGGCAUUCUUGGAAAUGCUACUCUCAUCAAAGUCUUUUUCAAAACCAAGUCAAUGCAAACAGUGCCAAAUAUUUUUAUCACCAGCCUGGCUUUUGGAGAUCUUUUACUUCUGCUAACUUGUGUACCGGUGGAUGCAACACACUACCUUACAGACGGAUGGAUGUUCGGAAGGAUUGGUUGUAAGGUGCUCUCUUUUAUCCGGAUUACUUCUGUUGGUGUGUCAGUGUUCACACUGACAAUUCUCAGCGCUGACAGAUACAAGGCAGUUGUGAAACCCCUGGAAAGACAGCCCUCCAAUGCCAUCCUGAAGACUUGCGUGAAAGCUGGCUGUGUCUGGGUGGUGUCUAUGAUAAUUGCUUUGCCAGAGGCUAUCUUUUCCAACGUAUAUACGUUCCAAGACCGCAACACAAAUGCCACUUUUGAAUCGUGUGCUUCUUACCCUGUAUCUGAGAGGCUUCUGCAAGAGAUUCAUUCUCUGCUGUGCUUCUUGGUGUUUUACAUUAUCCCACUGUCUAUUAUUUCUGUCUAUUAUUCUCUGAUCGCUAGGACACUCUAUAAAAGCACGCUGAACAUCCCCACUGAGGAGCAAAGGCACGCUCGCAAGCAGAUUGAAUCCCGGAAGAGAAUUGCCAAAACGGUGUUGGUGCUGGUGGCUCUGUUUGCUCUCUGCUGGUUGCCGAAUCACCUGCUGUACCUCUACCACUCGUUCACCUCUCAAACCUACAUUAUGGACCCCUCUGCAAUUCAUUUCCUGGCCACCAUUUUCUCUAGGGUCAUGGCUUUCAGCAAUUCUUGCGUCAACCCCUUUGCUCUUUACUGGCUGAGUAAAACCUUCCAGCAGCAGUUUAAAGCCCAGUUAUUCUGUUGCAAGGUGAAGCAUCCCGAGCCGCCCCCUGCGGCGACCCCUCUUAACAACCUGGCUGUGAGGGGCAGGGUCCCAGGUGCUGGCAGCUCACAGGUGUCUGAAAUUAGUGUGACCUUGCUGGCUGGGUGUGGUGAGAGGAUGGAAGAUGACCGAGUCUAG